AUUUAAUCCAGAUUAUGGCCGAAGCGCAUAACCUUGUGCGUAUGUGUGUGUGGGAUUGUGUGUUUGUAGCUUGUCAUCAUUGCGUCCUCGGUUGCAUAGACAGGCAGCAGGUUAGCUCGUGAGCUACAGGGGAGCUCAGGGAACCGGAGCGGAGAAACCAAGCCAUUUUCCUCGUUCCUCGCCCCCGCGACAAAACAAGCAAAAAGUCAACAUGGCUUUCUUAAUCAAGAGCAUGAUCGGCAACCCCUUGUCGGGAAUGGGCCUGGGCGGCGGAGGAGACAAGGAGGAAGAGGCCACCCCUUCGGACCCGGCUAAAGCGGCAGGAAUGACGCGCGAGGAGUAUGAGGAGUACCAGAAACAGUUGGUGGAGGAGAAGAUGGAAAGAGAUGCCGAUUUCUUGCACAAGAAGGCAGAGAGGGCAACAUUGAGGGUUUGCCUCAGAGAAAAGUACAGGCUACCAAAGAGCGAGCAGGACGAGAACAUGAUCGAGAUGGCCGGCGACGACGUGGACGUGCCCGAGGACCUCCUCAAAAUGGUGGACGAGGACGCCACCGAGGAGGAGGGCAAGGACUCCCUCAUGGGCCAGAUUCAGAACUUGCAGAACAUGGACAUGGACCAGCUGAAGGAGAAGGCGUCGGCCACCGUCACCGAGAUGAAGACCAAAGCCGAGGAGAAGUGCGCCGUCAUGUGAGGAGAAGCCGCGAGAUUUGUUGUUUUAGCCGACAUAAUCGACAAAGACCUCCGCCGAGGCUGUUCAGAACAACACAGUUUGUUUUCAUGUCUGUUUAUUAACUAGCAGGCAAUUCACCCAGUUUUUAAACAGAUGGGCACAGCCUGGAUGAUUCCAAUCAUCCAAAAUCUACAGAUCCUCACCUAAAUUGAAAGAUUUUGUGGCUAUUGUUUUUGUGUUUUUUAGCUUAAUCCCAUUUACUAUCUGUCCACUGUUGCAUUGUGAAUGAAAUGUUUUUUCUUUAAGUGGUGUUAGAACAACAAAGCUGGUGGUGGCCCAAGAUCUACACGCAGUGUGUGCUUACUAUACUCAGUAAAAAGAAGUUCGUCUUCAAUUUUAACACAAAAUCCUAAAUAUACCCACACAUAAAAAUCCUAAAUCCCUUAGAAAAUACAGGUAAUCCCCGGGUUACAGCGUACUCGAUUUACACGAUUUCGACUUUGAGACUCGUCCACCAUUUUGUCUCCAGUCGUUUUUUUUUUUUUAGUCGUAUAAACAGUA
Molecule: messenger RNA, 1231 nt
Organism: Corythoichthys intestinalis (scribbled pipefish)
Lineage: Eukaryota; Metazoa; Chordata; Actinopteri; Syngnathiformes; Syngnathidae
Gene: cplx4a
Product: complexin 4a
Exons: 3
Coding region: 212-691 (159 amino acids)
Biological process (GO): synaptic vesicle exocytosis; regulation of neurotransmitter secretion; neurotransmitter transport
Cellular component (GO): terminal bouton; SNARE complex
Molecular function (GO): syntaxin binding
Source: RefSeq, a predicted model, not a curated record